GCAAACACUGUGCAAAAGAUCGAUCGCGAGUUCGGCAGAAGUUAACAUCACCCGUUUUCGUCUUCAUUUGUAGUCCGACUCCGUCUUACCCUCCCACGUACCCGGAACCCGCUAUAGGAAGACACACGCCUUAUAUGUCCCAGCCCGAGUACAGAAUCUACGAGCUCAACAAACGCCUUCAAAAUUGGACAGAGGAGUGCGACAACCUUUGGUGGGAUGCUUUUGCCACUGAGUUCUUCGAGGACGACGCAGUCCUGACUGUGACCUGCUGCCUGGAAGAUGGACCAAAGCGAUACACGAUCGGACGGACCCUAAUCCCUCGCUAUUUCCGUAGCGUCUUCGACGGCGGAGCGACAGAUCUCUAUUUCAACCUCAAACACUCGAAGGAGACGUUCCACAGCAACUUGGUGAUAGUGGACUGUGACAAGUGUAGCAUGGUCACGCUGCACAGCAAGCCCAUCUUCACAAAGGUGUGCACAGAGGGCCGCCUGUACCUGGAAUUCACCUUCGAUGACUUAAUGCGGAUCAAAAGCUGGCAUUUCAACAUCAAGCAGAGCCGCGAGCUGCUCUCUCGCGGCAUCCUGGCGACGCAUGCCCAGGACCCUCCGAUGUUGGAGCAGUUAUCCAACAGUAUCACCCGCUCUGGCCUCUCCAACUUCACCCUGAACUACCUCAGACUCUGCGUCAUCCUGGAGCCAAUGCAGGAGCUGAUGUCGAGGCACAAGAUGUACAAUCUGAGCCCCCGGGACUGCUUGAAGACCUGCCUGUUUCAGAAGUGGCAGCGGAUGGUGGCACCUCCUGCCGAGCCGGUCAGGCCGCCCACAGCCAAACGGCGGAAGAGGAAGCAGUCUGGUGGCACCGCGUCCGCCGCAACGCCCACCGGAGGCGGCAAGAAGAAGAGCAGCCCAGCCGCUGGCUUCAGCCUGUCUGGUCAGGACGUUAUGGUUGUGGGUGAGCCAGCACUAAUGGGUGGGGAGCUCGGUGACCAAGAUGAGCGGCUAAUCACGCGGUUAGAGAACGGCCAGUAUGACGCAGCCCACGCUCUCGACGACGACGACGACUUCCGUGACUUGCCCGCUGCGGUGACUGGCAGCCCCUGGAGCAGUAAAGCGCCGUCGAGCCAGGAGAGCAAGUCCGAUUGAGCCCCGCGACUCGGUGGCCCCCGAGGAGGCUCUCAGUUUCAGCGUUGCAGGCACUGCGCCACCGCCUGGAGGUCUGAGCCCAUCCUCCAGGCACUGGCAUAUUCUCCCAACCCCACCUCACCAACCCCCAGAAACUGUGAGCAGAAUGCCCGUGUGCUUUGUGACCGGUGACCCAGGGCGCCAGGCGUUGCUAGAUGCAGCUGCAGCCUGUCAAGGGGGAGGGAAUGAUCCUGCGCUGUCAGUCGCAGUGUGUCUGUGCUGUGCUGUGCAGGAGGGUCUCCUGACUUCACAUUGCUGUCCACAGCCUCUUGAAUGUGGUAAAUGUCUGUGUGAGUCUGCACGUGCAUGUCAUGUGUGUGCAAGUGCGCGUGU
Messenger RNA from Rhincodon typus (whale shark), 1514 nucleotides. Its product is annotated as LIM domain-binding protein 1-like. NCBI's taxonomy places the organism in Eukaryota, Metazoa, Chordata, Chondrichthyes, Orectolobiformes, Rhincodontidae. The transcript has 9 exons. Gene Ontology annotation, molecular function: LIM domain binding. Gene Ontology annotation, cellular component: nucleus; transcription regulator complex. Gene Ontology annotation, biological process: negative regulation of transcription by RNA polymerase II; positive regulation of transcription by RNA polymerase II; nervous system development. Bases 135 to 1142 code for a protein of 335 amino acids. The record is from RefSeq and is a predicted model, not a curated record.